AUGUCGGUGAACGUUCACCUGGAGGCACAGUUUGGAUCUCCAGAUGGUGGGAGCAUACAGCAUCUUCUCUCUGUUUUACUUGUAGAAGAACCAUAUGAACAAAUUAAAAUCCAUCAUAAAAAGUUCUUAACAGAAAAAUUUGAGUACAUCACUGAUUACACAUCUGUUGCAGGGGAGCGCAUUUACCUUCUUGAGAGAUUUACUGAGCUUUGGAUCACCGAUAAUGAAUAUAGCAAGCUUUAUAAGGAGCAUGAAAUAACAAAAAUUGAAUAUUUUAACUCUAUGAAAUGCCAUGAUAUUUUCAGACCCCUCGAAAGGCAACGGCAACUGAGAGUUGUUAUAACCAAAGGGAUUGCAGGCAUUGGGAAGACUAUUUAUAUAAAAAAGUUCCUCCUUGAUUGGGCAUUGAUGAAAGCACACCAGGAGUUUGAUUUUGUGUUUGCCUUUCAAUUUUGUGAACUCAAUCUAAUGUCUGAGGAAAGGUUAAGCUUGGUGCAGCUUGUGCAACAACAUUACCCACACAUGAAGCAACUGAGCACGACUUUUCUGGAAGAUUCUGUCCGCUGUCUGUUUAUUUUUGAUGGACUUGAUGAAAGUCGCUUUUCCUUGGAGUUUGAAAACACCCCAGCGUGUUCUGAUAUAGCAAAGCUUCUACCUCUCCAGUCACUUUUGACAAAUCUCAUUAAAGGCAACCUCCUCCUUUCAGCAUCCAUUUGGAUAACAACACGCCCAUUGACAAUGAACCAAAUCCCAUCCUCUUACGUCGAUAAAGUGACAGAAAUACAGGGAUUCCAAGAUGAAGGAAAGAAAAUAUAUUUCUCGAGGAAAUGUCAGGACAGGCAACUGACAGAAAAAAUUAUAAAACUGGUGAGGAAGAAACCCAGUCUUUGGAUGAUGUGCCACGUGCCUGCUUUCUGCUGGAUCAUGGCCACUGUUCUGGAACAUGCUUUCAAGUCACGCUGUGCUGAAGAAUUUAGUGGUGAUACAGUAACUGAGGUUUAUACCAAUUUGUUAAUUGUCAUACUAACAUAUCACCAUCAACAUCGUGGUCAUGGAAAGGAAAAGGUUGGGAAAACCUUUCAGUUGUUUCAGUCUGAUCAGAUGGCACUAUUAAAUCUGGGCAGGCUUGCAUUUCAAUUUCUAAAGUCUCAAACCUUUGUCUUUUGUGAGGAAGAUUUAAAAUUCUUCAAUGUUGAUAUUUCAUCCAUCUUUAGUGGAUUCUGCAGAGAAUAUUAUAUUGAAUACACUCCUCUUUCCCACAAGCGUGUCUAUUCGUUCGUUCACACUACAGUCCAAGAAUAUUUUGCCGCCCUCUAUAUUUUUGUAUCUUAUCACAAUGAGAAGCGCAACUUGAUGUCAUGCAACAUGCUGAGCCGUGUUUGGCAAAUCUUUCAAAAGCCCACCUUUUUUCAGGUUUGUAAAAUUGCCUGCAAUGAGGCAAUUCAAAGUCACACUGGCCACUUGGAUCUCUUUCUACAAUUUCUCUGUGGGUUGGGGAAAAAAAGGAUUCAGACGUGUCUACAAGGUCUCCUCAUCAACAUACAGGACUGGGAGGAUGACUUACGGCAUACCAGUAACUACAUAAAGGACCUGCUGCAUCAGGACAUCCAUCCAGAAAGGUGUAUCAACUUAUUUCACUGCCUGAAUGAGCUGAAUGACAAAUCACUCAUGAGCGAGAUCAUCAGGUCUCUCCAGCAUGGAGUGCUGUCCUCCCGAAAAAUGUCACUUGCUGAUUAUUCAGCGUUGGCUUUCGUUCUGAAAACAUCUGAUAUGAACAAGGAAGAAUUUGAUUUAUCUAUAUGUAGAACAACGCCGAAUGGCUUGAAAAGACUUUCACCAGUUAUUAAAUAUUAUGAAAAAAUUAUGUUAACAGGCACUAUUGUGGAUGAAGAAAUGAUUAGCUCCAUCAGUGCACUCCUGCUCUCUACUAAAAAUCAAACCAAGGAGUUAUGCUUGAUGAAUAACACACUGGGAGAUUUGGGCCUGAAAACGUUGGCUGCUGCACUGAUGAGUCCAAGCUGCAGGCUAGAAACAUUAAUUCUAGGUAGAAAUGAUCUCACAGAACAGUGCGGUGAAGACUUGAUUUCAAUUGUAAGGACAAAUCGGAUUCUGAAAAAGUUGGAUCUGAAAUACAACCGACUGAAAGAUGCAGGAGUGAAGAAGCUUUCUGUUGCAUUGAAGGACACUGACUGUGAGACUGAAACCUUGGGGUUGUGGGACAAUGAUUUUACAUACUGCUGCUGUGAGGAACUGGCCCUUGCUCUGAAAACUAACCAGUCAUUGAGAAACCUGGACCUUGGAUGUAAUGAAAUUGGUGACCUUGGAAUUAAACUACUGUGCACUGCAAUUAAGAAUGACGGCUGUAAAUUAGAGAAAUUAGAAUUACGUCAAACUGGUUUAACAGAGGAAUGCUGUGAAUAUUUCUCCUCCACCCUCAGAACAAGCCAGAGACUAAUACACUUGGAAUUGGGUUACAACAAUCUUGGAGAUGUAGGCAUACAGCGACUAUCUGAAGCAUUGAAAGAUCCCAACUGUAAAUUACAAACUCUGGGUCUGUAUCGAAACAACCUGACAAAUGCUUGCUGCCCAGAUCUUGCAAGUGCCCUCAUAGCUAGCUCUACACUGACUGAGCUCAACUUAGCUAGCAACAACCUACGAGAUUCAGGAGUGAAGUCACUUGUUGCAGCCCUGAAGGAUAAUCAUUGUGCUAUACAGGUAGUAAGUUUAAAGGGCAAUGGUCUGACUGCUGCUUGUUGUGAGGAUAUUCUUUCUGCCUUGAGAGUGACACAAACACUAAGACAGCUGAACCUCCAAUGCAACAACCUGGGAAAUUCUGCCAGUAACUUGCAGCACUUUGCACAACAAUCCAAUUGUAAGAUAGAGUGGAAAACAGCUUCAUUCUGAUUGAUUUGUUGUGUGCAUCAACUGUAUCCACUGGAAGAUAAUGAAUAUACUCCAUAUAUCCUCUACAGUAUGAGAACAUGGGCAAUCUUUAUAAUGCUGAAUAUAAAAAUGCAGAUAAGAAUAAAUACUUUGCAAGAAAAUAGAAAAUCUAUAUACUGUAGCUUUGAUUAUUGUGCAAGGGAUUCAAUGUUGUAAAUAAUAAUGUAUAACAUAUAAAUACAGAGCAACAUUACAGGAAGUACUCUAUAUUUGAAUGGAUGGUGUGUGUAGUUUAUAUUAUAAAUGGAAACAUACUGACUAUGAAAUUGACACUAUAAUUUGAAAUUUGGUUGUCCACAGAAGAAUAUAUUGUGACAUUAACAUAAAUGUGAGGUUAUGCCCAUUGGUGGCAAGAACAGGAAGGCAGAUUAUUAUCUGAAUGGUGUAAGAUUAGGAGAAGGGGAGGUGCUACAAGACCUGGAUGUCCUUGUACAUCAGUCACUGAAAGUAAGCAUGUAGGUACAGCAAGCAGCGAAGCUAAUGGCAUGUUGACCUUCAUAACAAGAAGAUUUGACUAUAGGAACAAGGAGGUCCUGCAGUUGUACAGGGCCCAGGUGAGACCACAUCUGGAGUAUUGUGCAGUUUUGAUCUCCUAAUGUGAGGAAGGACAUUCUUGCUAUUGAGGGAGUGCAUCAUAGGAUCACCAGGUUAAUUUCCACGUGGCAGGACUGACGUAUGAUGAAAGAAUGGGUCAACUGGGCUUGUAUUUUCUGGAAUUUAGAUGGAUGAGAGCGGAUAUUAUAGAAACAUAUAAAAUUCUGAGAGGAUUGGACAGGGCAGAAAAAAUGUUCCCGAUGUUGGGGGAGUCCUGAACCAGGUUAAGAAUAAGGGGUAGCGGAGGCCAAUUCACCAGAUGUUUUGAAGAGAGAGUUAGAUUUAGCUCGUAGGGCGAAGGGAUUCAUGGGAUAUGGGGGGAAAAGCCGGAGCGGGGUACUGAUUUUGGAUGAUCAGCCAUGAUCAUAUUGAAUGGCGGUGCUGGCUUGAAGGGCCGAAUGGCCUGCUCCUGGUCCUAUUUUCUAUGUUUCUAAAUGUAUUCCAUGCAUACCAAUAAAUUGUAUUAGUACAUUUACAUAGUGCACUGGUGUUAUAUCUGUAUAUUAAUUGUUCUGUGUGUAAAGUUAUAAUGUGAAUUAUGUUGGGGAAAUGUGGAUUUUAUAUUUUGAUUGGAAACUUCCAGUGACUAUGAAAUUUAUUCUGUAAAUUGAAUUCUCGUUGUCCAUAGAAUAUAUUGUGACAUUAAUCUACAAAUGUAUUCCAUGCUUACAUAUUUAUUGUAUUAGUACAUUUAUACAAUACACUGGUGUUAUAUCUGUUUAUUAAUUGUUCAUUGUGUGUAAAGUU
Messenger RNA from Leucoraja erinaceus (little skate), 4284 nucleotides. Its product is annotated as NACHT, LRR and PYD domains-containing protein 3-like. NCBI's taxonomy places the organism in Eukaryota, Metazoa, Chordata, Chondrichthyes, Rajiformes, Rajidae. Bases 1 to 2904 code for a protein of 967 amino acids. The transcript has 10 exons. The record is from RefSeq and is a predicted model, not a curated record. Gene Ontology annotation, molecular function: protein binding.